AUGUUCGCGUCACAUCACGAAGGCGACGAGUAUGCUCGAUAUCCUCACCCUCCCCACUCUGCCUCUAGCUACGAAUCCGCCACAACCUCUCCCAUGGAGAUGAACACCAUGUACACGAUCCCCUCAACGGUUGCGUAUGAGCCCGCCAUGUACACCGAGACCUCAAAUUACGUCCUGGGCCACGGGAACAACUCACCUACCAUGUAUCCCGAGGACAGUGAGCUGCGCAUCCCAUCCUCGAGCCUCUCCGCCGCCUCAGCUGCCUCCUCGGCGGCUGCCUCACCACAAUCCAAUCCCGGGCAGCACUCUCUGCCUUCCCCCGAAUGGGCCACCAGUGGCCUUGUCCAGCCGACCAUUGUGAGCAACGACUUCGUUGCCCACCACCCAGACUUCGGCUUCCACGCCCAGCAUAUGGAGGAGAUGAACUUCGACUUUGCGCCACCUACAAAGGGCUAUGUUGAUCCCUCUCUGAUCAAUCAGGAAAUGGGCGGUCUGCCCAUGCCUGCGCCCCACUACGAUUACUACCAGCAUCACCAACAGCCUCAGCAGCCCUUCCCAACCUCUCCCUCAGUCGCCUCUUCACCACAGCUCAAGAUGAUCCGCACCAACAGCUCCUCGCCCGCCUACUUCCCGAACCCUCAGAUGCACCCAGGAGCCUACGCUCACAGCCCCUACGUCGACACAACCGGCCGCCGGCCAAGCAUGAGCAGUUUUAUCUCUCCGGCCUCGGGCGAGUACCACAGCGGAGACGAGACCAAGAUCAAGCAGCGAUGCACAUACCCCGAUUGUGGCAAGGUCUUCAAGGACCUCAAGGCCCAUAUGCUCACGCACCAGAACGAGCGUCCCGAGAAGUGCCCCAUCCAGACGUGCGAGUACCACACCAAGGGCUUCGCACGCAAAUACGACAAGAACCGACACACCCUGACGCACUAUAAAGGCACCAUGGUGUGCGGCUUCUGUCCUGGAUCUGGCUCGGCCACCGAGAAGUCGUUCAACCGCGCGGACGUCUUCAAGAGGCACUUGACAGCCGUUCACGGUGUGGAGCAGACUCCUCCCAACAGCCGCAAGAAGGGCUCCAUGACCAUCCCCUCCAAGAAGCUCAACGCCUAUGCCUCCGACGCCACUGGCAAGUGCAGCACUUGCUCACAGACCUUCUCCAACCCUCAAGACUUCUACGAGCAUUUGGAUGACUGCGUGCUGCGCAUCGUCCAGCAGGAGGACCCCUCCGAGGCGAUCAAUGUCCAGUGCCUCACUGAGGUGGAGAACGACAAGGAUGUCCAGGAGACUCUGGAGAAGAACAACCUCCCCCUCACCACCCAGGUCACUUCUGACAGUGGUGAUGGCAACGAUUCGGAUAUGGCUGAUGAUGACGACGACGAUUCCUCGAGCAUCAAGGUGGCUAACGGUGUUUCCAAGAAGAAGGGAAACCCAGCCAACGGUGUUCAGAAGUCUCGUGGCAUGACACACUCUCGCGGAGGAGUGCCAAUGACCAUGAAGCCAAAGAACCGCAAGAACCGUGGCGAGCGAUACCCCCCUUCCUGGGGAUACGAUCCCGCGAACAUGACCCUCAAGCACCGCGUCAUGACUUGCUUUGAUGGCGCUCGUCGCCUCGCCAAGGACGACAUGGCUCUCUCCACCACGCACGAGGUUCGUCUCAAGCUCUCCGACCCCAAGGCGUACACCACCGAUCUGGAUAUCCAGACUCUGAAGCGCGCCGAGGGUUUCCAUGGCGCAACUGAGGAGGAGAAGGGCAUCUGGAUUUCGGAUGACCCCACUGAGGCUCAGUUCCGACAGAUGAGCGAGGCGGCGAUGCUGGCUUCGAACUAA
Messenger RNA from Clonostachys byssicola, 1827 nucleotides. Lineage: Eukaryota; Fungi; Ascomycota; Sordariomycetes; Hypocreales; Bionectriaceae. The record is from the annotation of a GenBank genome assembly.